Messenger RNA from Coregonus clupeaformis (lake whitefish), 9231 nucleotides. Its product is annotated as histone acetyltransferase KAT6B-like. Gene Ontology annotation, cellular component: MOZ/MORF histone acetyltransferase complex; nucleosome. The record is from RefSeq and is a predicted model, not a curated record. Gene Ontology annotation, biological process: nucleosome assembly; regulation of DNA-templated transcription. Bases 522 to 7763 code for a protein of 2413 amino acids. The transcript has 18 exons. Lineage: Eukaryota; Metazoa; Chordata; Actinopteri; Salmoniformes; Salmonidae. Gene Ontology annotation, molecular function: histone acetyltransferase activity; DNA binding.
AAGAAGAAGGAGGGAGGUACCACUUUGUCACAGGCUGCUAUGUAGAUUAACCUUUCAAUUAGUUGUUAUCGGGUCCUCUCUGUCUCAACGCGAGCCUUCAGUGUAUCGUUUAGAGAUAAAAACGUACAAGGAAACCCCCUAUGGAUGUGCGGCUGUGAGUGUUUAUGUGAUUAUAUCCGAUCGUCGUUUCCGUCACCCUGAUAAUGAAGAAGAGGACCCUGUCUGAGAAAAAACUUGAGGAAUUGUGUGAUGUCAUUUGAAGGAAUUGUGUUCCAGGUCAUUUGGUAACGGUCCCAACCUUCAAGGAAUUUACUAUCCGGCUACUUUCAUCUUCUUUUGUGAGGUUACAUGUGAGCUACUACCUUGGAUGAGGAUUUACUGCAGGAUUGUAUGUAUUGACGCUGAGGUGGAACAUUACUUUUUUGACCUUCUCAAGAUGUGUUGGAUGUACCAAAUGUUUCACAACAAGAAGGGGGAAUCUCUAUGGAUAAUUUUUUCCUGAAACUCAUCGAUUUUAAACCAUGGUGAAACUUACCAACCCUCUGUAUACAGAGUGGAUUCUAGAAGCAAUACAGAAGAUCAAAAGGCAAAAGCAGAGGCCUUCCGAGGAGCGGAUAUGUCAUGCGGUGGCUACCUUGCACAGAUUGGACAAGCGGACCGUUCUGGAGCAGUUGGAGUUAAGUGUUCGCGAUGGAUCCAUUCUCAAAGUCACCAAUAAGGGGAACGUGUCGUACAAAGACCCCGAGCACCCUGGGAGAGGAUUAUCAUCAUCAUCAUCAUCAUCAACAACAUCAUCGCUCAAACCUGUAAGUGCAAACCUCUCUAUUCCAUCGUCUAAAGGAUCUAUAUGGAAGCCGAGUGACCUACGCCACGUUGAUUGGAAUAAAGUCUUGAGGAGGGCCAUCGAGGGUCUGGAUGAUACCCGUGGUUCCUCUCUGAAGAACAUCCAGAGGUACCUAAGGAACCAGGAUGAUCCAUCACACGUCCAGGACAACCCAGGGUUCCAGCAGAGGUUACGGCUGGCCGCUAAACGGGCGGUCAAAAACGGCCGGCUGGCAAAGGAUGGUCCGCGCUACAGGUUGAACCAGGGGGGUAAUGGAGCUGAGGGGAGGAGCCAGAGGUGUCCAGGUGCUUCCCCAUUGGCUCUUCCGUGUUUCACUCUUCUUCCACACGAGAGAGACCAGCUACGCGCUGACCCCAUCCCAAUAUGCAGUUUCUGUUUGGGAACGAAAGAGUCCAAUCGGGACAAGAGGUCAGAGGAGCUUCUGUCCUGUGCAGACUGUGGGAGCAGCGGGCACCCAUCUUGUUUGAAGUUUUCCCCAGAGCUGACCACUAAUGUGAAGAGAUUGCGAUGGCAAUGUAUAGAAUGCAAAACAUGUAGCUCCUGUCGAAUACAGGGCAAAAACGUUGACGAGAUGCUGUUCUGUGACUCCUGUGAUCGGGGGUUUCACAUGGAGUGCUGCGACCCGCCACUCUUAAGGAUGCCAACAGGUACCUGGGUCUGUCAGGUCUGCAGGCUCAAGGAAAAUGGAAAGACAUUUCUGCAUAAGAAAGCCGAUCAGAUCAAACGUCGAUAUGCAAAGCCAAUCGGGAGGCCCAGAAAUAAGCUCAAACAAAGAAUGUCUGUAAGCAGUGGUGAUGGCUCCAUGCUAGCCCGGGGAGGAAGGGGGUCACCUGGUAGGGGUCAAAAGCUUACCGUCUAUUCCACAUCUUCAUCUGGUCAUGCAGCAUCUGUGAAGGACGCCACAGACAGAUUGGCUGUUGCUACAGCAGACCCCUGUUGGGCAGGUGACGCUGUCACCCCCACCACCCAAUUCACCACCACCUCCUCCACCCUCUCCACCACUCCCCCCCUCACGCCCACCUCGUCCUCCUCCUCCACCCCAGCAGCUAUACUCACUGUUAACAAGAAAACCAAAGGGCUUAUCGAUGGGCUUUCCAAAUUCUUUACCCCCUCACCUGUCGGCCGCAGGUUGUCGCGAGCCGGCGAGAUCUUAGACUCCUCAACCUCGAAAGUGUCACAGUCUCGUUGUCCUGCUAGGAAAAAGCCUGUCCCUCUGCCAAAAUUAUCGAAACUCAGUCAAUCUCAGUCUGUUGUUGGCUUGGCGGCAAAGCUAACCACCACCACCCUAUCUCCCUGUACACUCCCCAUCUCUCCCCCACCCACGUUGCCUGGACAGGGCCCCACCACCUCCCAGGUCUUCUCCAGCUCCACCUCCGCUAACUCCCCCCAGAGCUCUUCCAGCCAGUCCAGCGUCCCGUCCCUCUCUAUUCUCUCUGAUCACAACCAACUUAAGGGACUCUUUGACGGACUCUCCCAUAUAUAUGCCACUCAGGGACAGUCUCGGAAAAAGGGACUGCCUAGCUAUGCGCCGCCUAAGCGCAGGCACCAUAAGGCAUCCAAAACGUGUCCUCUCAUUCCCCAUCCUUCCCAGCAGCACCUUGGAAAGAAAGAGAUGAUACGGAAUCGGUUGAUGUUGUUGUCCCAUUCCUCCCCUGCCUCCUCUUCCCAUCCUGGGCCCGGCCGGCCCACGGGGCGCCCGUUCAAGGUGGUCAGUCAUUUCAGACGUAACCCCUUUUUAAAAAAGCACAGGACGCUAGGCAGGCUAAGAUGUAGGAUGACCCCUCAGAAGGGAACCCAGGAAACACCAGGAAAGGGAGACAUGACAGACGAAGGAAGAGUUAAGGCAGAGCACGACCAUGGCAGUGAAGGGGGGCUGAGGGUGAAGCAGGAACCCGGCUUUGUAGCGGUCUCCAGGGAACACGUCACAGAGGAAGACGUGGAGAUAUUCUCACAGGUCCAAGAGCUCUCGUCGCAGAGAAAUGGAACCAUGACCAUCACUGACUCUGGACGAUACCCUGCAGUCAUCGAGUUUGGGAAGUAUGAAAUCCAAACCUGGUACUCUUCGCCUUACCCACCUGAAUACUCAAGGUUGCAAAAACUUUACCUGUGUGAGUUCUGUCUGAAGUACAUGAGGAGCAGGAACAUCCUAAAUCGACACACCAUGAAGUGUGGUUGCUUUCACCCUCCAGCCAAUGAGAUUUACAGGAAGGACGACCUUUCAGUGUUCGAGGUUGAUGGAAAUGUCAGCAAGCUCUUCUGCCAAAACCUCUGCCUGUUAGCCAAGCUGUUCCUAGAUCACAAGACCCUAUAUUACGACGUGGAGCCUUUCCUCUUUUACAUACUAACCAAGAACGACGACAAAGGCUGUCACCUUGUGGGUUACUUCUCCAAGGAAAAGCUUUGCCAGCAGAAGUACAAUGUCUCCUGUAUAAUGAUCAUGCCUCAGUACCAAAGGCAAGGCUUUGGAAGGUUCCUCAUUGAUUUCAGUUACCUUCUCACGAGGCAGGAAGGACAAGCUGGCUCCCCAGAGAAGCCUCUGUCAGAUCUGGGUCGCUUAUCCUACCUGGCAUAUUGGAAAAGUGUCAUGGUGGAGUACCUCUAUAAGCAUCCAGAUAAACACAUCAGCAUUAAAGGAAUAAGCAGAGCCACUGGGAUGUGUCCACAUGACAUUGCUGCUACUCUCCAGAACCUCCGCAUGAUUGACAGACAGGACGGCAGGUUUGUGGUGAUCCGAAGAGAGCGGUUGAUCCAGAGACACAUGGCGAAGCUGCGAGCCAGCCCCAGGCUGAACCAGGUCGACCGUGACGCCCUGUACUGGACCCCAGCUGUGGCCCUCAACUCUGUCCUGUCUGAGGAGGAGAGAGAGGCUGAGAUGGAUGCUGAGCGACUGAAGGAGCAGGCUAGUUGCUGGGAGAAGGAGGAGAGAGAGGUGGCCUACCUGAUGACUCAUCCUCGUCCUCCCACUAAGGUCUACAGUAAGAACCCCUACAGAACCCACCAGCGUCGCCACACCGCCGGAGAACAAGGCUUGCACGUCUCUGAGGAGCGUAGUGAGGAUGAUGAAGAUGAUUCUGAUUGGUCGCUGCCUAUCCUAACGAAUGCCCACGCCGUACUUGGAGUCAAGAGAAAGAGAGGGAGAGCUGAGAGAGCUCUGGUCCUCAAGAAGAGAGGUCAGGAGAGGAGAUGGAUAAGUAGCAGUGUGACAACCGAGACCAUCUCGGAGACGACUGAGGUUCUGAACGAACCAUUUGACAACUCUGAGGACGAGAGGUCCAUGCCCCUGCUGGAGAGGACCUGCAGGGUGGGAGAGACGGAGGAGGAGCUGAGGAAACCAGUAAAGAGAUGCAGAGGUCGUCCACGGCUGGAGAAAAACACGUACAGAGACAGCCGUGAACACUGGAACGAAGGGGCCGGUGUGCUAGUGAAGAAACCGGGCAGACCUCGAGCAGUAAAGCGCAAGAAGGGCUGGCCCAAAGGAGUGAAACGGGGGCCUCCAAAAUGGCGGCUGAAGAAGGAGAGGAAGAUGGGCUUCAAGCUGAACCUGUACACACCCCCGGAGACGCCGCUGGAGGCCGAGGAGCAGCACAUCCAGGCCGAGGAGCCCAAGGAGGAGCUGGACCAGGCCUCUCCCAUUAUGGAGGCAGGGUCAGAGCCCAGCAGAGGCUUGGCCAGUCGGGAGAUAGACAAGGAGCUAGCCUCGAAGCUCUCAGAGCCCCACAGUCCAAUAGAGGAAGAGCGCUCCCCUGGGGUGUCUCCAGUGGCUUCUCCCAUGGCCUGCUCUCUGGUAGCCUCCCCUGUGACCUCUAGAGCCAUCUCCCCCGUGACCUCUAGAGCCGUCUCCCCCGUGACCUCUAGAGCCGUCUCCCCCGUGACCUCUAGAGCCGUCUCCCCCGUGACCUCUAGAGCCGUCUCCCCCGUGACCUCGAGAGCCGUCUCCCCCGCGACCUCGAGAGCCGUCUCCCCCGCGACCUCGAGAGCCGUCUCCCCCGUGACCUCUAGAGCCGUCUCCCCCGCGACCUCGAGAGCCGUCUCCCCCGCGACCUCGAGAGCCGUCUCCCCCGCGACCUCGAGAGCCGUCUCCCCCGCGACCUCUAGAGCCGUCUCCCCCGUGACCUCUAGAGCCAGCUCCCCCGUUGGAUCCCCCAGUCGUGACAGCAGCCAGGAGACGCCAGAGCCACCAGAGGAUGACCCACAGGACAGGGAGCACGGGGCCUCUUCAUCCCCGUCUCUGUCUCCAUCCAAAGAGCUGGACAACAGCACUGAACGAUCAGCCGAGGAGGAGGAGGAGGCCACACACCUGGAUGCAGACGGUGAAGACGAGAGUCACGUUGAGUCGACAGCAGAGGCUGAGAAACACAGAGACAUGCAGCAGCUGGAGCCAGGGCCUUGUAAAGAGCCUCGUAAAACUGAGGCCUACACCACCCCGGCUUUUUUACAUCCAAACCGUGAGGAUUCUGAACAACGUCAGGAGGAGGAGUCUGUAGUUGUGGCCUAUAGACAUGAGGAGGAGCAGCCUGCCAACACUGCAGAAGAGAGAAGUGACCGUAUCCAGGAACGGGCACCAACAACCUCAGCAGUAGCAGUAGACUCUGACCACCCCAUUGACUCUGAGUCAGAGAGCAGCAGUCAGGAGGCUCCUCACCAGCCACCGCAGACAGAGAGGGCUAGAGAGAGGCUUGGAGUGCUGAGUCCUGCUGUCGUGCUAAGAGACGGAGAAGAGAUUGAUCCUCCGGUUUACCCUGAGUCUGACGUGGACCAGGAGACGGCACAGGCCGUACAGAGCCUCACCCAGGAGACGGAGCACGACCCAGAGACACUGAGGGAUAGCGCCAGCUCGGUGUUCCACCAGGACUAUAUGGAGAGAGAGACCCAGGAGGCGUGCCGGAGCCUGCAGACUUACACCCACCACGUGGCCCCACAGAGUCCCCCUCACACCCUAACUUCGCUGGACGAAGGCUGCCCCCAGUCGGACCACAGCAGCCCCCUGUCCUCGGCCCACUCCCACCCCAGCCAGUCGGUGCGCUCAGUCAGCAGCCCGGCUGUGUCCAUCCUGGAGAGUAGCGGAGGUAGCAGCAGUGGAGGAGGCUACACCCAGAUCAGUCCUGACCACGCCUCCAUCUCUGUCCCCUCCUCCCUCCACAACAUGGCAACCAGCCCCAUGAUGGACGUGCCAUCAGUGUCGGACCACUCGUCCCAGCAGGUUGUGGACAGUGGCUUCAGUGACCUGGGCUCCAUCGAGAGCACCACAGAGAACUACGAGAACCCCAGCUCCUACGACUCCACGCUGGGGGGCAGCAUCUGCGGCGGGGCCGGGGGUCCCUCUCAGAACAGCUGCUCCUACGGCCCCCUCCCCCCCAGCGGCCUGGCACAGAGCAGCUGUGCCGUCAGCCAGCAAAUGGCGGGCGUCAACCCUGGCAGCUGUGGCAUGAUUCAACAGAAUAGCCUGAGCUCCCCGCAGCACUGCAACGUCAAGUCACCACAGGGCUGUGUGGUGGUAGAGAGACCACCGAGUAACAGUCAACACAGUCACAGUCAACACAGUCACAGUCAACACAGUCACAGCCAUACAAUCACACACAAUCCCCACGGCCAUACUAGGCACACUAUCACUCCACACGGUCAACACAGCCAGCUAACGCAACACAGCCCGUACACACACCCGCACCCUGCACACAGCCAGCUGACGCAACACAGCCCGUACACACACCCGCACCCUGCACACAGCCAGCUAACGCAACACAGCCCGUACACACACCCGCACCCUGCACACAGCCAGCUACAUAGUGUACGUCAUAAUCAGCUCAGCCAGCACAGUCAACACACCCUUCACAGUCAACACGGCACCAGCCAGCACAGCCGCUGUCAGCAGCAGACCAUGCCACAGUGUGUCAUGCCCACCAACUUCACAGUACCCAUGCAGCUAGCCGACAGCCCAGAUUCAGGCAACGCCAACCUGAGCAGCUUCUACGAGAGGAUGAACCAGGAGGGCUAUAGCAGCGGUCAUUACUCCCAGCCCUCGGCCACCUUCAGCCUGGCCAAACUGCAGCAGCUGACCAACACCCUUAUGGACCACCCUCACUCUCUGCCUUUCAACCACUCCCACUCCCACCCCAUCACAUCCUAUACAAACAGUGCCUCCCUGUCAUCUCACUCUCAACACUCUGGCCUGGUGUCCCAGUCCCCCCACCCCGGAGGCCACCCCCACCCCCACGGGGUCUCUCCUCACCCUGGGGGCUCCCAGGUCCAGGUGCAGGCCACCAUGACCCCCCCUCCGCCUUCCUCCCACCCCCUUAGCUCCCCUCAGAUGAUGCUGCAGCGCAAUGACAUGGGCAUCCCCAACAUCACCCCCUCCCAGAGGACUCUACAGGCUCAAAUGGCCCCCGGGGGCCCCAAGGACCCCACACACAUCUCCAUGCGCUCCAAGUCAGCAGCCCCUGGUCACUCCCCCCACCAGCAGCAGAUGUACAGCCAUGCCCACGGGGCCCCCCAGACAGUCACCAUGCAGGCCCCCUCGUCCCGGACGCUGGCAGCCGUGCCCAGGGGCAUGAACUUGGGCACGGUCAACAUCAUGCCGGCCCCCUACAACCGCGCUGUGAACAUGCCCUCCGCCGCCGCCGCCAUCAACCACGCCAUGAACGGCUACCGCGUCACCACCCAGAGCGCCGCCAUGAUGGCGGCCAACGGUGGUUACCACGGCAACGGUCAUCAGAUGGCUGCGGCCUACAUGAACCAGUCACCCGGGGCCCAGUACGCCUCUAUGCAGAUUGGCAUGAUGGGAACACAGCCAUACACCCAGCAACCCAUGCAGGCUCCGCCCCACGGCAAUAUGAUGUACUCUUCAGGUGGUCACCAUGGAUACAUGACCAACACCGGACCCCUGUCCAAGCAGACACUCAAAGGGCCUUUCAUCAGACGGUAACCCACGGUUACUAACCUAACCGUUAACUAACAGUUAACGAAACGGUAUCUACCGUCAGACUGAAUCAAUCUGACUGGAUGUUUAAAUCACACAAAUGUGCAUUAUUAAUUAUUAUUACAAUUAGUCCCUGAUGCACACAUUUGGCCUUUUUGGUUGUUGAUAAUGUUUUUGUUUGUUUGUUUGUUUGUUGUUAUUUUGUUUAUAGCUACUUAAAAACCAGCACUUGGAAAGAAUGCAUAAAGUUUGAUCAACAAGCAAACUUUCUACAAAAAGCUACUAUCUAUCUAUGUCAAAGUAUUUUUGUUCCUAACAGAUGGGAAGCCUUACUUCAUAAAGAUGAACAUUUAUUUAAUUAGUAUUAGUUUCCCUGAUCACUCCUUAGGGCAGGCGGAGGUGGGGAGACGGGGGAGACGGGAGAGAUUUCAUCACCGGGAGAGAGAGAGGGCGGGAGGGAGUGAGUGCAGUUGUGUAGCAGCCUCAAACGAAGCCAUCAAAUGUGCCUGCUACAAACAGACUUAAACUAUUGGAUAUUCCUGCAACCUGUUCAGUGUACCUGUCUAACAGUGCUGACAAUUAGUUCGUACUAUACUCAUGCCUUUUGUAUAUUUAAAUUAUUGUACUUAUUUUGUAAAGUGACAAUUAGCAUGCUUCAGUCUCUGGUCUCCAUUAGUAACAGUGCAUUGAGUAGUACUGUACAAGUGUUGUGCUUAAUAGCAAAGACAUCUUAAAGACAUUUUGGCCUUUAUUAGGUUCCCUCGCUUACAAAGGGGGGGAGAAAGAAUAAACUAUAUUUUGUUAAUUCUAAUAAUAAUGUAAAAAAGUGUCAACUUCUUUAAUCCUGUUCUUCUGUAUGUUUGAGAGGUUUUAUUGCCGUUUAUGUAUAGUUCUGAAGUCUUUUGUAACAGAUUUCCUUGAGGCAGCUUUCUGUUUUAUAAUGCAGAAGACUUCUGUCAAGAUAAAUAAGCGUAUUGUUACCCUCACUCUGAUUUUUAAACCUUUCAAAGAGGUGUACCAAUGUCGAAAAAUGUUGGGGGGGAAAAAACAACAAAAUAAAUAAGAUCAUGAUUAUUAUUAAUAAUAAAGAAAUAUAAAUUUAGUCCAAAGUUGAUAUUUUACAAUUUCUUUAAAAAGUUACAUUUUCAUUCCAUCUGUAGAUUUGUUUUCUAUCUUGAUAAAAUGUUGGAUUUAUAUUUUACAAAGUGUAGGAGAAGAGAGGAUGUGAAUAGACCAAUCUAAGCUAACAGAUUGCAUGUAAAAAGCAACUUGUACUUGUGUUUUUGUUAAUAUUGCUCUUUUGUAGCCUUUGUACCUGUACAGAACGGCUGGCAGGGACAGUUACAGGCGGAGACCUGGCUGUGUGCACAAACAAUUGGACAGAAUUACGCUCUUGUAUUUAUGACUUUUCUCCUUUGUCAGUCACUUAUAAAUGCUGUACAUUUUAGCAUAAAAUAAAUGAUGAUUGACCAUG